This is a messenger RNA of Knipowitschia caucasica, 462 nucleotides long. The record is from the annotation of a GenBank genome assembly. Lineage: Eukaryota; Metazoa; Chordata; Actinopteri; Gobiiformes; Gobiidae.
AUGGCUGCUACCAGCGCUCAGCCCAUGGCCAGCCUGCCCAGCGGCCUGGGAAUCUGCACCACUGCACCUGACAUCUUCUACCUGCCGGAACUGAUCUUUGGAGGUCUGGUGUGGAUCCUGGUGGCCUCCACUCACAUACUCCCCCCAAACCCCCUGGCCUGGGUCAUGUUUGUGUCUGUCUUCUGUUUUGUCAUGACUUUCCUCUGGCUGGUCAUCUUCGCCUGUGGAGGACACAGGAACAGCUACGGCUGGGCGGCUGCUGACUUUAUCUAUCACUUUUUGGCAGUGAUCUUCUACCUCAGUGCAGGAGUGGCUCUGGCCUACAUAACUUUCAUCAAUGAAAAAACACUAAUGCUUAGAAUCUACAAGAUCGACAUUUCAGCCGUGGUGUUUGCCUUUGCCACCACACUCUUGUACUUCAUUCAUGCCUUGAUGUCUGCAAUCCGGUGGAAGAACUUCUGA